GUUCAUUGUCUUUGAACAUUUUUAUUAUUAGAAUAGGCAUAUCAUAAUGUGCACAAUCGUCUUAUUCUCCGGUUCUCUUUGAUCUAGCCCGACAAUUAGAUCAUGGUAAGGCCUGCAUGUUGCGAUAAGAUCGAUAUGAAAAAAGGAUCAUGGAAUGAAGAGGAUGAUGCACAAAUGCUUGCCUUUGUAACCAAACAACCAACAAGUAGUUGGCAAGUUGGGGCUCCAAGAAAACCAGGUUUAAGAAGAUGUGCGAAGAGUUGUAGGCUAAGGAAAACAAACAUUACAAGGAAUGAUGAGGUUAGACACGAAAACUUUACGCCUCAAGAAGAGGAGUUGAUCAUCAAGCUUCAUUCCGCUAUAGGAAGCAGGUGGCCUAUAAUAGCACAACAACUUCCAGGAAGAACAGAUAAUGAUGUGAAGAACUACUGGAAUACUAAACUAAAGAAAAAGCUAUCAUCAAUGGGAAUCGAUCCAGUCACUCAUCGACCUUUCUCGCAAAUGCUAGCCGACUAUGGCAACAUUAGCGGACUAACAAGAACCAAAACUAAGAUUGGCUCACUAGGAAGAGACACCAAGAACACAUUCUUCAUUACAAGUCAAGAUCAAACUCAACAACUCCCUACAACCAGCCACUUAUUCCCUACUUUCAACAACGACGUCAAAAUGGAACCACCAGAAGCAAUCAAAACCGACUCACUUGAUCUUCUAACUCAACUUCAAGCCAUCACACACAAGAAAGACUCAUCAACAACUCAUGACCAAACAUCUUUUACACAGUUCCAUGUUUCUGUCGCAGCGUCAUGUUCUUCGUCUUCUUCGAGUUCUUGUUCAACCUUGAAUGAAAUGACUGCACAACCAACGUUUAACUGGCGUGAUUUUCUAAUUGAGAAUGCAGGUAAUGAUGAUCAGAAACUUAACUUUGAAGAAGUUGGAGGGGUUGAUGAGGUAGUUAAAGGUAACACUUCAUUAAUUAAUGGUGUUACAGAAACAAUGGAAGAUGGUUGUGAUGAGUCAUUUGUGGAAGCCAUGCUAGAUGGAGAAGAUGAUAUGUUCUUGGACUUUCCCGGGCUUUUGGGUUGACUUUUGGUUUGACUUGUGGGGGUUUAGAAUAAUGGGUUUUCCAUAGUGAUAAGAUGCAUUCAAGUGGAAAUCAGUUUUUAGGGUAAAAGUAUAAAUUUAAUAUAUUUGUGAUUGUGAGAUAAUGAGUAACAAUAAUGCCCACUCGAUAGUGUGAGCAUUUUAUGGAAUAGAGACAUUAAAAAGUGUAUAACUUGGUUAAUAA
This is a messenger RNA of Helianthus annuus (common sunflower), 1285 nucleotides long. RefSeq names its product myb-related protein 308. The transcript is spliced from 3 exons. The record is from RefSeq and is a predicted model, not a curated record. Bases 103 to 1083 code for a protein of 326 amino acids. Lineage: Eukaryota; Viridiplantae; Streptophyta; Magnoliopsida; Asterales; Asteraceae.